Messenger RNA from Vicia villosa (hairy vetch), 3029 nucleotides. RefSeq names its product DNA repair protein RAD51 homolog 2-like. The transcript is spliced from 13 exons. Gene Ontology annotation, biological process: double-strand break repair via homologous recombination. The coding region runs from base 56 to 1153 and encodes 365 amino acids. Gene Ontology annotation, molecular function: ATP-dependent DNA damage sensor activity; single-stranded DNA binding; double-stranded DNA binding. Gene Ontology annotation, cellular component: Rad51B-Rad51C-Rad51D-XRCC2 complex; replication fork. NCBI's taxonomy places the organism in Eukaryota, Viridiplantae, Streptophyta, Magnoliopsida, Fabales, Fabaceae. The record is from RefSeq and is a predicted model, not a curated record.
GAAAAUCGUCUGGUUUUGGCGGGAAACAACAGAGUUCAGAACGCAAAAUCGCAAAAUGGCAAACAAGCUCAUCAACCAGAUGAGUUUACCUAAAUCCAUCGCUAAUAUCUUCACUGCUCGCAACAUCAUCACCGCCAAGGAUGCAUUAUCUCUCACUGAAUUUGAAUUGAUGGAGUUGUUGGAUGUUGGGAUGGCAGAAGUUGCAUCUGCAAUGGCGCACAUUAGCGAAGUGGUGUGUCCACCUUGUCAAACUGCGUUACUUCUGAUGGAACAACGAGUACGAAAUGAAAACAUGGCUGGUCAUCUUCCCACUCGUUUGAAAGGAUUGGAUGAAGCUUUAUGCGGCGGUAUACCAUUUGGUGUUUUGACAGAAUUGGUUGGUCCACCAGGAAUUGGUAAAACACAGUUUUGCUUGAAGCUCUCAUUGUUGGCUUCGUUGCCGGCAAAUUUUGGAGGCUUGGAUGGCCGGGUGAUAUAUAUUGACGUUGAAUCUAAAUUUAGUUCAAAAAGAUUGAUAGAGAUUGGAACAAAGAGUUUUCCUGAAAUAUUUCACAAGAAGGGAAUGGCACAGGAGAUGGCCGGCAGAAUCCUGAUCUUACGUCCUACAUCACUUUCUGAAUUUGCUGAGAGUUUGCACCGGAUCAAAGUAUCACUCCUCCAGCAACAAGUGAAGUUGCUCAUCAUUGAUAGCAUGGCUGCUCUUGUUUUAGGUGAACAUGAUUGUGGGGCUUCUAGGCAACAAGCAAUGGGUUGGCACGUCUCCUUUAUCAAGUCCCUCGCGGAAUUCUCACGAAUUCCAAUUGUAUUGACAAAUCAAGUGAGGUCUCAAAUGGGUGAUGAAUCUCUCAUGUAUUCCUUUCAAGCUCAAAGCCGCCCUACAAAAGAAGACGUUCCUGAUACAUUUGACUCUCAUCUUGUUGCUGCUUUGGGAAUUAAUUGGGCUCAUGCCGUGACCAUCCGUCUUGUACUUGAAUCCAAAUCAGGUCAAAGGUUUAUUAAGCUGGCGAAGUCUCCAAUUUCACCACCUUUGGCUUUCCCUUUUAACAUUACUUCAUCAGGGAUUGUUUUGCUUGAUGAUAAUGGGAUAGAGAUGAAAGGGCCAGAAAUAAACAAUAUACACUGCCAAGGCCCAAAUGCUUUGUUAAAUUUUUAAAGGGUAAAGCAGCACUGAGCACACCAGUUAUCAGUUCAUAGUAUGCUUUUUCCAAUCAUAUGGGAUAUGCAACAUACUAGUUCACUUCAACAAUCUGUUUUCUUUCAGAUAUUCCCAGGUAUCUUGCUCUGCAUUUGUCACCACUAACAACUAUGUUUCUCAUAUAUGUAAGGUAUGUGAUACAUCUGUCUCACUUUUGGGUUUUGCUGCCAAUCUCCAUCUUUAUGUCAUCUGUUGCCAUGUUGGAUUGGUGGAUUGUCUGGAGGCUUUGUUGUAAAUUAUGAAGAUCAUGCAACAUACUGCAAUGUUGAUUUUUUUCUGCUAGGGAUGUAUUGAACAGUAUGUAGUUUGGAAAUGUUGAUGAUAAGCUAGCAUUUGCCUUUAACAACAUGAAAAGGCCCCGGUUUUGAUUUCAAUGGUUACAAGAUAUGACACAAACGUUAUUCUAAACAAGUAUAACAUGUCUGAGUUAUGUGUGGGGAAGAGUCAUUUUAACAGCAUAUUAUAUUCUUGAUAAUAUAAAUCUUAACAACAUGAAAUGGCCUAGAUGUCUUGACUCAAGAUUGUCAGUAACUACAACUUCAUGUAGAAGUGGUGUAAAGGUUUUUCUGUGUUGCAUGAAUUUCUGGAAAGUAUUAAAUUACUAAAAUAAUUGAAAUGCUAUUAUCUCAACAUUGUUAUCAUAUUUGGAUCUGGGUUUGUUUGAUGAUUUUGAAGAAAUGGUUUAAGUUUAAUGACUUCAAGUAUCAAUUUUGAUUCUUCUAAAUUUUGGAUUUGUUUGCAAAAACUUUCUAAUAUCAGUCAAUUUUCAGACAAAUUGAAAUUUAUACGCAUCUAUUAUUCCCCAUCACAUAAAAAAUUUGUCGUUAGGUCAAAAUGCCCUGAAUCAAUGAUUGAUUUCUCUUUGCUUACAUCAUUUGAAGACAUCUAGGAGCUUCAUUUCAUGCUUAUAUCAUUUGAAGACAUCUAGGAGCUCAUUUCAUGUUCUUGGUAGUGCGCCAAGAGUACAAGAUGGUUAAUUUAUCAAGUUAACAAUGACAAAGGAAACUUGUAGCACUAAUAGCUAAGAAGCACGAACACCAAAAACUCACCCAUAAUGUGGAUACUAGUGAUAAUUAAAAAAAAUUAAUUAAAUAAUUAUAAGUAUCAAUGUCACUUUAGGAUACAGAUACUCCUUUUUCAGAUGUUACAUAGAUUAAUAAGACGUUACAUAGAUUAAUAGUGGGCUUAGCAAUAUAUGUUGAUUGUUACCUUUUUAUUUUUUGUUUGUCCAUUUGGUUUACAGAAGUGCAACUUUUAUAUGAAGCUUUCUUAGCUUAACAAAUGUUUAAAGAAGGUAUUUGUGCUACUAUAAAAUGAGUAGUUACUGAAGGGAAAGGUUGAUAUUGCUACUAUUUUGAUUUGUUAUAGCUGUGUAUAUAAUAUUAUAUCCACCACUGAUUUGUUUAUUAAUUGUUGAUAUUAUCUACAUUAUUUUUUACAGUGAAUUGUUGUAAAAACUUACACAGAGAGAGAGAGAAAAAACUACUAAUCAUUUGAAACAAUGGAUAGAGAAUAGACAAUUGAUAUCCCUAGGAAAGCAGAAUGGAAAGAAAAAAGUGCGUCGAAUAGAAAUAUAGCAUGAUAAGGGAGGUGUUGCUAGAAUUUCUUAUAAUAUAUAUAAACCCAACUCAAAUUCAUUUUUCUUGAACCCAAUUCAUGUGCAGUCUUAGAGGAGGUCCAGCAUAUGUUGACUCUUACAAAGAAGAUGAUCAGCGAGUUAUCUAUCAAUAAAUUAAUUUUUUUUUGAAGUUUUAUAUUGUGCAUUAUCUUUUUAAAGUUAAAAAAGAUAAGUACUAAAAAGAUUAGUUUGAUUUAUAGUUUUAAUAUAAUGAUU